Prorocentrum cordatum is the source of this 984-nucleotide messenger RNA. The record is from the annotation of a GenBank genome assembly. Lineage: Eukaryota; Dinophyceae; Prorocentrales; Prorocentraceae.
AUGACCAGGGACCCCACAGUCGAACACUAUGGGACCAAGUGGCAGCAGGUGGUGGUGGAGUACGAGACCCAGGAGGUCGGCGAGCUGACCGCGCAGGCCAUGAGCAGCGAGGGCCUCUUCCAGAUGAAGCUGCGGCCCGUCCCUUCCACGGCCGGGAGGAAGCCGCAGUUCAACCCUGAGGACCCUGGGCGCACGAAGGCCACCCUCUUCGUGGGCAACCUCUCGUUCGAGACCUCGGAGGACUCGCUGCGGGAGGCGCUGGAGCAGCGCGCCGGCGAGCUGCAGAACCUCGAGUCUGUGAGCGUGGCGAGGCACAAGGACACCAACGUGGGCCGGGGCUUCGGCUUCCUCGUCUUCUCCGACGAGGCCUCCGCCCUGGCGGCCCUGGAGCGGCUGCGCGGGGCCGAGGUGGACGGCCGGAAAGUCAGGAGCGGUCUGGCUGGCGGCGCUGAGCCGCGCGAGCGGCGCACGCGCGGGAGUCAGGUAGGGUCUGCCUUGCUGGUGGAGGGUAAGAGUCAUCACGUGUACUACGUGUACUUGUGGAGUUGUGGCGCCGUCACCGUGACCAUCUUCGUGGACGAGCUCUCGAUGCCCAGCCGGCCCCACCUCGAGCCCUUCGCCGAGGACCGGGAGGUGUGGGUCGACCCGCUGCUGGACGAAAGUGGUGGGCACGAGUGGCUGCAGGAGUUCGGAGCCCUCGAGGGCGUCUUCCGGGUCCCCGACGUCGGCACGGGCGAGGAGACCGAGCGCGGCUACGCGAGGUUCACGACCCACGAGGCGGCCGAGAGGUGCGUCCGGUCGGGUUGCGCCACCUGGUCGGAGUCCGAGAGGACGCCGUCCGCAGCGAUUUCUUCGAUCUGGGCGGCUGGCCUCGAGGUCGGCCCCUGGCGCCCGUGCGUGCGGGGCCUCGCUUGCACGGCCUGCAGAGAUGGAUAUCCGGGGCACCUUGGAGCUGCCGCCGCCCCCAGACCUCCGGCGAUGUGA